Symbiodinium necroappetens is the source of this 1230-nucleotide messenger RNA. Lineage: Eukaryota; Dinophyceae; Suessiales; Symbiodiniaceae. The record is from the annotation of a GenBank genome assembly.
AUGCAACAUGUUGCUUCAAGCUGCAAGGCUAUGGAGACUUUGAUCUUUGCAGCGCCCGAGACGAUCAAGAAGAAGACAUGGCAAGAACUCUUGACAGAUGAGCGAGUGGUUUUCCAUCCCGUUACACGUGCAGGUGCCGGAAAGCCAGGUGAUUCAGCCAUCAUUGACCAUUUGGAAGGCUUCAUUGCAGGCACGGCAUCACGAAUUGCGCUUUUGACUUCGGAUAGAGACUUCGUACCUCUCGUGCGCCGCGCCGGUGCCAGUGGAAAGCAAGUGCUUGUGGUUGUGCCCGCCGCACGAAUCCAUGUUGGGGACCUGUACCGGAAAGCGCAUGCAGACGUGCACGUCGUCAAAGCCGACAGGCCAAACGUCACACGAGUCAAAGCUGUCCUACUUCCAGGAGGGAAGGGCAGUGUAAAUUUCUGCGCCCCGGUAGCGCGACUGCAUUGCCCAGAAGAGCAUCAGGUUGUCAAAAACAAGCUGGUCGAACUGGAAUACUGCACGGAAGACCAGCACAGUGGCUUUAUGUUGAAUCCUAUGGCCAAAUUUUGGUACGAGAAUGGUCGUGGGUCCUUGGUGCUGUUUCCGACGGGUCUUGCUUUGAAGCAGGUACAUCAGGAAUUGGUGAACAAUGCAACGAGGGCCUGGGUACCGUGUGAACGCAAGCUGUCUGUGAUUUUGCCCGUGGGGAAACGAGGCAAAUCAAGUGCUGCCCAGAUACGGAAAUUUGGCUCCAACUUUGCAUGCUGCAUAUUUCGCGGUGGAGGGCCCUGCAUUUUCGAAGACUCCUCGACACUGGCAGCGACGGUCUUGAGGAAGCUGGGCUUCUUGGAUGAGCAGUUCAACAAGGACAUGCGAGAAGCAUUGUUGGUUUUUGCAAAUGGAACCGAAAACAAGUACAAUUUGCGUGACCUGGGCACUCUACCGUGCGAGAGCGACACCGUCGAAGACGUGCAAGCCAAGUUUCGGCUAGCGUUCCUUGCAAGUAAUUCGUCGGCUAUGUGGCAGUUGCCCCCCGCAGACAGUUAUGUGAGGCAGCUGUUCCUCCAGGACAAGCGCAUCAGCCAUCGUCGGGCAACGACAGUCGAAGUUUUCGACGCCAUGCGUAAGUAUGUCAGGCAGAAAGGCUGGGGGGAGAUGAGCUCGUACAAUGCGCUUGUAUGGCGCAUCGUAUAUGAGAGCAACAGGACCGAUCCCAAGCGCCGGGACCUUGUUCAUUUCGAUGCGUGA